AUGGAGUCUGCCCAAGUCAAAAGCACAGGCGACACAGCAUUUCUGCUUGAGCAACACACCCCUGAAGCCACUCCGAUCGAAGAGAAGAAGGCGCCCAUGAGCGAAACCAAUCCCAUCGAGGCUGCCAAAGCCCACAUAACCGCUUCCACCACAGACCCCGCCGAGAAUCACUCGGCCGCGACGACUCGCGAUUCUGCCACCUCGGCGACUAGCGACACUCCCAGCAAGACGACGACCAACGUCUACCAGACCGACGACUUCAGUCAGAAGUCCGUUGGAUCGGCGACCACCACCAGCGACAAAGGCGACACGACGAGCAGCAGCAAGCUCGACGCUAGAAGCAGCUACAGACCCGGCUCCAAGGCUCUUGACCUCCCUCCGCAAGUGACGGCCACCAACCGCAAUUCCACCGUGAGCGACUCCAGCACUGCCCCUCCGCUGCCCGUGACGACCUCUGCCUCUGGUCUGUCUACUACUGCUCCGCUACCCGUGACGACCUCUGCUUCCCAAGUACCUCUGCCCGUGUGUCCGGACCCCACCGCUCAUCGCGACACCAGACUUCAAGAGCAGGCCUCGACUGCUGCUUUAUAUGUCACUAAGACUGGCAAGAGCACAAAGCAGAAGGAGGAUGUUCUCGACGCUAACAACAAGCUUUCGUCGCGCAGUGCCGCAGCGUCGCUCAAGUAUGCCAGUCCUCGAGACCUUCCCAGCUACCCUAUCGUCGGCAUCGAAACGACCAACUCCGCCCAUUCCGCUGCCAACUUGGCAAACUCUGGACACAAGCAAUUUGAACACUGGAAGCCCGACCCGUCUAAGAAUGCGGGAAUCGCAGCAAUGGCUGCAAAGGACUACAAGAUGGCACCAUUGUGGAAACCAGAGUUGAGCGCAGCUGGCUCAAAGGCUGCUUUACUUGCACACAAAGAUGGCCCCAAACUGAACCUCUGGCAGCCCGAGGCUUCGGCCGAAGGAAACUCUGCCGCCGGCAUUGCUAUGAGCAAGGGCAACCUGGGUCCCAAGCUCGACUACGGCUACACCGAGGACGGACAUAAGAAGGCCCUCAUGGCUGCCACUGGUGCUUUGGGCAAGUCUCAAUCGACCAGAACACCUCCGGUCGAACAUCCUAGAUACCCUGAUUCUGCUAACUCGGCAUAUAACGCACUCAAUGCUGCUACCAUGGCUAACAGACCUUCGAACAAGUCACCUGCCGCUCAAGACUCGAAUCGCAUCGAGUCUGACGCCAUGCGCGCUGCUCGUGUACAAAACUUGGGUCGCAACGUACCGCGCGAGAUGUUCGGUGGUGCUCCUCCAGUCGACCUGGAGGUCGAAGAGAAGAAGAAGCAGGCCGCUCUCCGUGCUUCUGCCAUUUCAAUGGCCAAGCAAAUGUACGACCAGAGCGAGAAGAGAAGACGCGACCAGGAGGCCGCCGAAGUUCAACAACGCCUCGGAACCAGCGCUGCCACUGUCUCGCACAACCGCGUGCCUUCCGCAGCCUCGACUCAGCCCGAUCUACGCCAGCAGGCUGUGCAAUACAUUCACCUUCAGGAAGCUGCUCAGAAGCUUGCCAACGAGCGUCUUGCAAAGAUGGACCCUGAUGGCGCUGCUCGUUAUCGUGCUCACUAUGGCUACGAGCAACAGUCGCCUCGUAAUCGUUUGUCCCUGCGCAACCGUACUGGCAGAAACCGUGCCGACAGCAACCCCAAGCCCGUCCAGAACGAGGAUGACUCGUCUGACGACGAGUUCAGAUCGCGCAGAAUCCGCAACCAGAUGUCCUCUCUGAACAACUCGGUUGCUCAGCAAGACGAGAAGCGUAAUCAAGACCGUGCUGCUCUACUUGCUGCCGCCGAGAAAAGAGUUCAAGCUCAGAUGCACACUAUGGACGAGCAAGUCUUCCAACAGACAGGUCAGGUUACACCUGCGAUGAUGGAAGAGUGGGAGACCAAGGCUCGCGCUCGUGCUACAGCCCAGAGCGAGGACAGGCAGCGCAACUUCGGUAAGGUCAGUAUUGGUGGUGGAAAGUACAUGGACCAGUCUGAGCUGGACGCCAUUGCUCAGAGCAGACUGCAACCCACUCUUGACGAGAUCAACGAUAAUGCAGAGAAGAAACGCGCCAGAGAUGAAGAAAUUCGUCUUGAUCAAGAACAGAGAAGACGCACGCAGAUGAGCGAGAAGGAGCGUGAGAAGGAAGUCAAGGCUGAGACAAAGCGCCUGAAGGAUCAAGAAAAAGCCGACGCAAAGGCCGCAAGAAGAGCUGAAAAGGAAGCUGAGAAGAGUCGCAAGGCUGAGGAGAAGCAAGCUCGCAAAGAAGAUAAGCGCAGAUCCAAGGAGAUCAAGAGGGAGACUGAAGAAGCCACCAAGGCUUCUGCCGCUGCCCACGACGCCGAGAAACCAGCUACUUCUGGCAGCGCCACGGCCGUUACUGACGAGCACUCCAAAAACGUCGCUACCUCCGACGGCGCUCCCCUUGAGAAGACCGACUCUCCAGAUAUGAUGACUAGAAUCACUACUGGCGGUACAGUCCACAGCACUCAGAGCGGCCUUCGUCCAGAGCUUGAUCGUCAUGUUUCCACUGUUGUUAGCUCCAGCUCUUCGAGCGCACGCAGCAGUCUCAGUCUUUCCAGCAUCGACGAGGAUGGGAACACACCAGCCGUGGCCAGCGGCACACAGGCCGUGGACAGCAAGCCUAUACCCUUGUCGGUUCCCGAGACUUCGGCCAAUGCUAUCGCUCUGCCUCCCGUCGUGGCCACUUCUGGAAACGUCGCUGAAUCGGUGCCUGUCGGACAUAGUUCUCCUGCGACCGCAAAGUCCGUACCCUUCCAAGGUCGCAAGUCCAGCCGUAUGAGUGGUUUCUUCUCUCGCUUCAACCGCAAGUCCAAGCCCGCCGAGAAGACCCAAUCCUCCGAAACCACUGCCGUCACCCUCCCAGCCACAGAUGCAAAGAAGAGCCUCUCGACCUCUGAGCCAUCGACCACCGGUGUGACAACAGAGGCUCCCGUCACCAGCGAUACAGUCUCGGACUCGUCGUUCCGCCGCCACGACACUGAUCUCCACAGCAUUUCCUCUGUGUCUAGCGAUGAGCAAUUGCCCACCACACGCCCCACUGCCCGCCGCGGACGCAGCAGCAUCAGUGCCAUUAGCGGCGACGAAGACGAGUUCGAAGAGGCACGCGACCACUUUGACGAAACUCUUGCUCCCCCACCUACCUNNUUUGGCGGACAGCAAAAGACCCAAAGCCCGGCCCGCGAGACCAAGUUCCAAGAGGAGUUUUAG
Aureobasidium vineae is the source of this 3267-nucleotide messenger RNA. NCBI's taxonomy places the organism in Eukaryota, Fungi, Ascomycota, Dothideomycetes, Dothideales, Saccotheciaceae. The record is from the annotation of a GenBank genome assembly.